AUGUGCAAGUACGGCUUCGAAAAGAUCGAAAGGGAUCCCACCAAGGCUAUCACAUUCGAGUUCACACCAACUCCUCAAAAACCGGAAAUUCCGGAUUCUCCAGCCGACAGAGUUGCUUUGGCUUACGCUUCUAAGGAGUUGCCUCAGAAAGUGUUGUACCAUUCUAUUCGAGUGUACUUAUACAGCGUGGCGAUCAUAAACGAUCUUUUUAAAGAUUGGGAAUUGGACAAAAGCGUCUUGUUUACAACAUGCUUGCUUCAUGACAUUGGCACUACAGAGAAGAAUAUGGCGGCGACGAAGAUGUCUUUUGAGUUCUAUGGUGGAAUCCUAGCAAAAAACUUUGUUGAGGAGGAAUUUAAGGACAAGACGUUUGCCGAAGCCGUGUGUGAGGCUGUAAUUCGUCAUCAGGACAUCGGCGAUACAGGUUAUAUCACUACGCUUGGAUUCAUUCUCCAAAUCGCCACCAUUUUGGAUAACGUUGGGAAACACACACAGUAUAUUCAUCCCGAUACAUUGGAUUUCGUCAACAAGAAGUACAGUCGUGAAGGGUGGUUGGACUGUUUCGCAGCUUCUACUGACAACGAGAAUGCGAAGAAGCCUUGGGGUCACACAAGCAAAUUGGGUGUUCCAGAUUUCAGCAAGGCCAUUCUUGCCAAUUCGCUCAAGUAUACCAAGUGA
This is a messenger RNA of Candidozyma auris, 678 nucleotides long. RefSeq names its product cyanamide hydratase. The transcript has a single exon. The record is from RefSeq and is a predicted model, not a curated record. The coding region runs from base 1 to 678 and encodes 225 amino acids. Lineage: Eukaryota; Fungi; Ascomycota; Pichiomycetes; Serinales; Metschnikowiaceae.